CCAUCUCGUUUCUCCCAGUGCGGCAAAUGGGAAGACACGAGACCAUGGCAGCUCAAACAUCCACAUGACGCUUCAAUAUAUCGACUUUGAUUUGGUGUAGACUGUAUAAUGUCACGUGUGACAGUAUUAUCACACCGUCAUCAGGUUAAUGUGAGGUGGUUGGAAGUUAAAUCUAACCAAAACACCCCUGAAGAGAGCGGAUAUUCCCCACAUCGUGGAGUUCUUUUUACGGUUGACCGGCAGUGUAUCUGCCAGUGAGCGCUUCCGCAUUGACAGUCGUCGAGUUGUGAUUGCUGGAGAAUGAAUAACGUAAAAUGUAGCAUAUUAGAUCAAUUACCAAGGAGGCGAACUCGGAUUAUACAAUGUGUCUACGUGGUAGGUUUCAUGGACCUGUUUGGGGUGAGCAUGAUCAUCCCCCUGUUGAGUCACCAUGUCAAAGACCUGGGGGCGAGUCCCACCGUGGCUGGCUUAGUAGGCUCCACAUAUGGGAUCCUACAACUCUUUUCUAGCACUAUAGUUGGCAGCUGGAGUGACGUGGUGGGGAGGCGGUACUCCCUGCUGACAUGCCUGCUGCUGAGUGCUCUCGGCUAUGGCCUGCUGGGGAUGUCCACCAGCAUCACCCUGUUUGUCCUGGCCCGGAUCCCUGUGGGGCUGUUCAAACACUCCCUCUCAAUUUGUCGGGCCCUGCUGUCAGACCUGGUGUCUGAGGCAGAGCGCCCCCUGGUGAUGGGACACUUCAACGCAGCCUCCAGCGUGGGCUUCAUCCUGGGGCCUGUGGUCGGAGGGUAUCUCACGGAGCACGAGGGGGGCUUCUACACCUCCUCUUUUACCUGCUCUGCCAUCUUCCUCGUCAAUGCAGGUUUCGGCCCAGGGCUGGUCUGGAUGCUUCCCUGGAGCGAAGCGCUGACACCACCCACUGACGCUAACUCCAACAGCAGCAUCAGCAAAGCCAGCUGCCACAGCAACCACAUCGCCGUGACGGAACAAAACUGUUACCACCGCAACGUCAACAACCACACAACAGGGCCGGUCAAAGCAGCCAAAGGACCGGCGGCUCCUGGGAAGAACCGGCAGAGCUGGAGCUGGGACCAGGACUGGGGGCAGGUGUCCCUGUUCCAGCCUGCCUGGCGCCAGCUCUCCUCCGUGGGCGCCAAGAUCCGCACGGUGGCGUCCUCGGACAUGUGGGACCUCUUCCUGAUGCGUCUGUUCAUGGCCGUCUCCAUCAUGCUGUACUACAGCAACUUCUCCCUGGCCAUGGAGGAGCGCUUCCUGCUGAAACCCAAGACCACGGGCUACCUCAUCAGCUACAGCUCCACCCUGGGCGCGCUGGCCGGCUUCCUGGUUGGGCCCGUCACCAGGCUGUACCGGAACGACAUGGCGUCGCUGCUGCUCCACUCCACGGUGCUCACGUGCGGCCUGAUCCUGCUGUACGCUGCCGCGCCCACCGUCUGGCACGUGGUGCUCAGCUCCACCUUCAUCGCCAUCUCCACCACCAUCGGGCGCACCUGCAUCACUGACCUGGAGCUGCAGAGGGGCGGAGCUCGUGCCAGCGGGACCCUGAUCGGGGCGGGGCAGUCGGUGACGGCGGUGGGGCGGGUCCUCGCCCCUUUGCUCUCCGGUUUGGCCCAGGAGUUUAGUCCCUGCGGGCCGCCGAGUCUGGGGGUGGGGCUGGCAAUGGCGGCUGUCGCCCUGCUAACGGUGAGGAUGCCGAAAUGGGACAGUAGAGGUAAGGGGGAAAAGGCGUGACUCUGAGAGAACUGCUGUUAAACCAGCACAAGCAGGAAGUGAUGUCAUACCUGCAGACAGCCCUGCAGAGCUGUUGUGGGGUGUUGGUUGGUUUUUUGGUUUCAUAGCUGUCGUUUCGGUUGGUUUGGUGUCAGAGUGAUGAACUCACAGGUUCUGGAAAAGCCGGGUCGUUAGCAUCGCUGCUCCCCAAAAUGGGGCAAACUCGACAUGUCCACGGCACAUUGUGUUAUAUUCUAAUAUUUAUGUCUCGUGUGAGACAAUAGAUAACGGUAAUACGAAAUGGGCCUCUGAUGUCGUCCUGCUCUUUCGAACCACUACAAACAGUCCAGAAAAUCCUUGGUUUCUGUGUACUGAAAAUGCACCAAACUCCUCUUUUUCUGGCCUACUGUGUAGAUGUGGUAAAGAGGUCAAUGGAUCUUGACCAAAACAAUUUAAAUGUUUUAGAAAUGCAUGGCGGAGAGAUUGCCGAUCUUCAAAAGAAAAUACAUAAAAGUAUAAUGAUGGUAUGUCAACCUAAAUGUGUUCAUGUCAUAGUGAUCAAUCAGCUGUAUUACAGCUAGAAAUGACUUUUACCUCAGCUACAGAUUUCUGUAAGAGGUAACCUUAUAGUGGUCCCUUCUCCGAACAUUAACGUUGUCAGAUCUGAUGUUUUGAGUGUGUGCUAAUGAUGGCCACCUUCCUAUAUAUUCUCCCUUCAAAUGACUGUUUUACUGGGUCCAUCUUGAGGCCACAGGGUGGAGGGCUUGUCUGCUGCUCAGGUGAUUCAUCUGGGUCACUUCCUUACUCCUCAGAGCGUGUACCUACUGUAAUAAUGUCAAAUCAUUUAAAUGGUGUAAAGAUUAUUGAUGUUUUUAAGUCCUUGAAUCAAAAAUGCUGAAGGACCCAAACUUGAGUCUUCAGACAGGGCACUGAGAAAUCCUCAUUUUGGUAGGGGUUUGUCUUUAGACAGGGAACGGGGAGAAUGGAGGACCAUUGUCUUGCUUCUGUGACCCAGAAACAGCUAAGAGGCUGUGUGGUUAAGGAAAAUGUCUGUGUGUUGAGAGGUGAAAGGAUUAGUGUUCUCCACUCCUCAAUGACCACCUUUCUUCCUGGAUGGUCAUGUGGCUCCUCCCAGAUUCUUUAUCUGCCACACUGAGCUACAGUUUAUGCAGCAGAUAAAAAUAAAGGUAUAAUACAAAUGUAAUGAUCAAUAAAAGAUAACAGAUCCAUCCAGGUAAAUAUACCAAACAUCUAACAUGUUUACUUUUAUAAAACAUAUAUACUGUACAUAUAAUUUCUAUUUGAACAAACUCAUGUUCAUCAAAUAAAACAUUUUGAUAAGAAAUCAUUUUUAAUGUUUUGCCCUUAUAAUUACAGAAAUCCUACUGAAUGUGAUGAAGACAAUAAUUGGUCUGAAUGAUUCAUAUGGAGAAAGAUCUGCCCAUUUGAAAAUAAAAUGUUUCUAUUGAUUUGUGUCCUAUAA
Molecule: messenger RNA, 3208 nt
Organism: Esox lucius (northern pike)
Lineage: Eukaryota; Metazoa; Chordata; Actinopteri; Esociformes; Esocidae
Gene: slc67a2
Product: major facilitator superfamily domain containing 9
Exons: 6
Coding region: 301-1746 (481 amino acids)
Biological process (GO): transmembrane transport
Molecular function (GO): transmembrane transporter activity
Source: RefSeq, a predicted model, not a curated record